UACACAAAUUUGUGCAAUCCCGUAGGCGUUUCAAUUUCUCUUAGUGAGCGGCUCGUACCAGAUCAACUUCAUGGCCUCUUUUACCAUAAACGCAAUUUUGGGAAACUCGUCCCUGAAACAGGAGAAAAAAACAUAUGCCGAAGGACAUCAUGUGGCUGAGAACUCACCUUCAGACGCCUGUGAAACAGGUGAAGCGAACGAAAACUUUUUAGAUGAAGAGCCACAUGAAUAUCAUCGACCAGUCAUCCGUGAAGAACUUCAUCUCAACAAAACCCGUAGAAGAAGAACAGCAUUUACAAGCAACCAGUUACAAUCUCUAGAAGAUACUUUUAACAGUAAGAAAUAUUUAACAAUCACUGAAAGAAAUAACUUGGCCAAGAGCCUUCAUCUUUCCGAUACUCAAAUUAAAACGUGGUUCCAAAACAGGCGGACUAAAUGGAAAAAGCAAAUGGCGCCUGACUUUGAGGCGAGUAUGCGGUUGGAGGAAAUGAAAUGUGUCUUUAAUCACCUCCAGACUGGUAUUUCUUAUUGUGGACGAGAAAUGCCAUCACUACUCCACCCUGCAUUACAGCUACAAAACUUAAACACGAUACAAAGUUUCUAUCCGUCGUCUAACCUGCAUGUUGUUUAUGGUGACAUGACUACAGUGCCCGCGCAUCCAACUGCCGGCUUUAUGGGUUAAUUUCUUUAUUCUUAUAUUUCUUUCAAACUGUGUUAUUUUUCGGCAGAUCUCAUAAUCUGUAAUGUUGUGGCAGCUAUUAAUAGUUCUGAACUAAAAUAGCUCUUCGUGAAUUGUCCGCACUCGUUUAGAACAUUCUUGCUCUGCACCUUGUCAGUACAAAAUUCAGCGCAAAGGCGACACCUCAUAGGAAACAGUAACAACAGUUUCAGACUCAUGGUGGAAACUACUACUUUGAAAAUAGAUUUGUAAUGCUGUGCAAUUUUUUGCAUAACGAAGUUAUUUGAAAUGUAUUUCAGCUGUCGUCUACAACAGCUGUCUAUAGUAUUGAACUGGUAGAUAUUACCAUAAAAUAAUUAAAUAAUAAUUCUUAUCAGCAUCUGAUGUUCUAGCUAGUAUUUGGACCGAUGCUUCCUUAAUG
Pocillopora verrucosa is the source of this 1100-nucleotide messenger RNA. Its product is annotated as homeobox protein HMX1-like. NCBI's taxonomy places the organism in Eukaryota, Metazoa, Cnidaria, Anthozoa, Scleractinia, Pocilloporidae. The record is from RefSeq and is a predicted model, not a curated record. Gene Ontology annotation, biological process: regulation of DNA-templated transcription. Gene Ontology annotation, molecular function: DNA-binding transcription factor activity, RNA polymerase II-specific; DNA binding.